UUAAGACCUUGAUACUUGGAACACAAGGAAGCAGCUGCAUAAUUUAACAGGGUGUGACUGUGAACCUCUGCACGGUCCAGAAAUCUUCAGUUGGUCGUCGAGCUCUCCAGGAGAAGAGAAUUAGACAUGGCUUCCACCUGCAACAACUCCUCGUCAUUCAAGAUCAUACUCGGCUCGUCGUCGCCGGCUCGCCGCGAGAUCCUGUCCGAUAUGGGAUACGAGUUCACCGUCAUGUGCGCUGACAUCGACGAGAAGGCCAUCAGGAGGGAGAAGCCGGAGGAGCUGGUCAAGGCCCUGGCCGAAGCAAAGGCCGACGCCGUUAAACUGAACCUUCCUGGCGGAUGCGCUCGAUAUCAGCCUACCCUUCUGAUCACUUCCGACCAGGUUAUGGUGAGCAAAGGGGUGAUCAGGGAGAGGCCCAGAAACAUGGAGGAAGCCAGAGAAUUCAUCAAGGCGUACUCGGGUGAUCGAGCGUUUGCGGUGAACUAUGUUCUCGUCACCAACCUGAGCACCGGGGGCAGAAAAGGGGGCUGGGAUAUACCUGAGAUAAUUUUUCGCCACAUACCAGACGCGUUCAUCGAACAAGUCGUGAAGGAAGAAGACAUGACCUGCGUGGCUGGGGGCUUCAAGCUGACGCAUCCAUCGGCGUCGCCAUUCAUCAAGGAACUAGUCGGUACAGCGGACAGCGUCCGAGGGCUACCGAGGGAGCUCACCGAGAAACUUAUCACAGAGUCGUUGGAAGCACAAUAGUUCGAUUUGUCCGUUACCCAGCAUUGUAAUAACAUCUAUAUCUAUAUCUAUACCUAAUAAUAAAGGAGCUAAGGUUUCUGCCAAAAAGUUU
This is a messenger RNA of Lolium perenne, 841 nucleotides long. RefSeq lists its product as uncharacterized. Lineage: Eukaryota; Viridiplantae; Streptophyta; Magnoliopsida; Poales; Poaceae. Gene Ontology annotation, molecular function: nucleoside triphosphate diphosphatase activity. The record is from RefSeq and is a predicted model, not a curated record.